Molecule: messenger RNA, 4072 nt
Organism: Amoebophrya sp. A120
Lineage: Eukaryota; Dinophyceae; Syndiniales; Amoebophryaceae
Source: the annotation of a GenBank genome assembly
GAGUGGUUCUCCCGACGAACCAUUUCUACCGGUCCUGCCGACGAUGUCGGACGACGACGGCAAAAAAGUUCCCAAGUCGGACGGCAGCCCUAGCCCUGAGACCACAGGACUGCUCCGCGGAGAUGGUGCUCUUGGGAAGGACAAGGGCAAGGAGGCGGACUGGCUCAAAGAGUUGAAGGGAAAAAUCCUCGGAAGUAAAGCAGCAAAAGGCAAAGGGAAACAAGAUGACGGCAAAGGUGGACCACCUCCGCCAGACUCCGAUUCCGACCGGAGUGGGAAGAAAGGCGGGGGGAAGAAGGGAAAAGACGACUCCGACAGCGACGGCGGAAAAUCAAAGGGGUUUCAGAAAGGAGGCGGUAAAAAGGGGAAUAAAGGUGCUGAGAGUAGUGAUGAUGACAAGGGUCGUGCUGGAAAGGGUCCGCUCAAAGGGUCCGACAAAGGGAUGAAAAGUAGUUAUAAGGGUAGCGACAAAGAUAAUAAAGGUUGGAACUACGACAAAGAUGGCGACAAAGGUAGUACUGGCAAAGGGACGAACAAGAAGUCCAGUGCUGUUGACCAAAAGGGCGAUAAGGAUCAUGGAAAAAAUAAGGCUGGGAUGAAAGAUAAAGGCGGAGAUUGGAACAAAGACAAAGGUGGCAACUACAACAAAUCUUCGAAAGACCACAAAGAGGGAAAGAAAGAAUCCGGAAAUAAAGACAUCAAAGGCAAGAAAUCCUCCUCGGUUGAUAAAGGAACAACAUCAAAAACCACGACGGGCGAAAGCGCUGCGGACAGUAAGCUAAAAAAUCUGCUGAGCAGCAAGCCGAAAAAAACGGCGCCGCCAAGCACACAGAUCCAAACCAAGACGUCGUUCUCCACGUUUGUCGAGGAGCAAGAUGUAGUGGCAACUACUGAUAAGCAACCUGCGUCGAAAAUAGAAGACCAAGAAUUCCUUCCUGUGUUUGAUAAGAAGAACGACAAGUGGAUUCAUGUGAAGAACGAAAAGUACAGAGGAAAUAAGUCCCCUUCCCCAGUCCGAAACGACCGCAGCGGGUAUAAUCGGCAGGACGACAGGACGAAAGGCGAUGAACAACAACAUCAAAAAGGGACGAAUAAGAAUAGAAACCGCGACCGUCCCGGCCGGCGCAGCAACAGCCGCGGUAGAAGAGACAACUACACUAAAAACCGCGGAAAAAACAACACUCGAGGGGACAGAAGCAUCCGCCGUGGAGGCACGAACUACGGUAGCAAUUACGACCAGGACGACAAGGACGAAGAUAUAGUCACAACUUCCAAGCGGGAUAGAAGUGAUAGUCGCAGGAGGAGCAGGAGAAACAACUACAAGGGACGAGAUGACGACCACGCCUGGAAUAAAGGCAGCAGUAGUAGCGGCAAAAAUUGGGACGACAAGAGUUAUAACGUCGACCAAGAUUCAGAGUGGAACAACAGACAAGACCAAAAUGACCAAGCUGCAGAAGAAAAAACCACUGCUUUGGCAGCUGUCGUGGACCACGACGAGAAGAAACAGGAUGAAAACUGGGACGAUAUCCUGUGCAAAAGUAUCGUACUCGUAUAUGUAAAUGCAUUAUAAAUUUCCCUAGCAUGAGAAAUAAAAACUUGUCAUGCGGAUUUACCCUAAGAAAAAAAUUUGUAAUGCAUGAAUGCAAUUACUACGAGUACGAUAGUUUUGCACAGGAUAGACGAGGAGGAGCAGCAACCUUUGGUCCUCGAGGUAAAAGCCGAACCCAGUAUCAAAUGCAAAUAUGUCUGGGUCUGGAAGAGUGCCAGGUUUGUCAUGCAGGUUUUCCAUGACCCAUGAGGUCUGGCAUGUAGGACAUAGCAUGACAGAUUCUGUGAGAGUUCCAUCAUGCCUAUUCUGCAUGAGAAACUGCCUCUCGAUUAGGUCAAAAGUGGACAGUGUUUGGCAAUCAUGCAACACAGAUUUUUACAUGUUAUUCAGACUUAGCAUGACAAGUUGCAUCCAUCCAGACCCCGACGUAUUUGCAUUUGAUACCCAGAGACAUCGUGGUCGAGUUGGAGAAGGCGUGUCGGCUGGUGCUGAAGCCCUCGGCCGACGGAGACGAGUUAUGCAAGAAAAAAACUGUCUUAGUGUAACUUUCUUUGCCCGACAGCAUUACAGAUUUGCUCUACAUGAUAGAGAAAACCUGUCAUGCGUGGCUUGUAAGGGAAAACACACAUGGAAAGAGGGCUUCAUGGCUGUCUGGCAUGACAGGCGCAACUCUCUUGCAUGUUCUGCAUUACAGAGUUACACUUACACCGUUUUUUUCCUGGAUACGAGUUCCGCCGCAUUUACUCCGCGCAAAUCGAGGUGAUCGCGGACAUUUGGGAGGAGGACGUGGUGCCGAACGCGAAAAAAGUGGACAAGUGGCUGAAAGAAGUGGUCAAGCCCAUGCGCGCCGAAAUCGACCGUUUGACGAAGCGCAUGGCCUUAAACCCUUCCAGCACGCCGCCGCAGGAAAACGAGGGAAUGUUCCAAAAUUUGCGGCCCUUGAUCCAUUCCGUCGACAUGCUGAUCCGGAGGGUAUUGGAACUAUUUUAAAGCGGAUUUGGAUGCUGUUUUGUGAAGAUUGGUUUCAUGAUUCGUAGUAAUAAGUAGUUUCUCUGGGUCGUAUGCAAGAUUGAGAUUCAGAUUUCGAUUGAUUGAGAAAUGACGUUUUCCAUGUGAGAUUAUAGUUUAUGUAUGCAAUUCCCACCACUAUUAAACACAGCGAGUAAAGGAAGACCGAGACAAGGCCAAAGUGCUGGCCCAGCAAAUCUCUUCGCACGUGGCAACUUACAUCCUGUACGCGAUCCACUUUAACCCCGAUCCGGAUCAGCAUCAGUACGCAAUCACGAAAGCCAAAGACUGGCUGGGAAACGUCUGGUACGGAGGAGAUUGCAGUAGAUGACUUCUGUUUUUUGCACGUCUUUUUGUUUUGGUCGACGCCUGCACCAAGGACGGGGUCCGUUCGAUGUGUUCGAUUUUUCUCCAUCUACUUAUCAAAACCUUUAUUCAGGUUUAUGUUCGACAGUCGCAAGAUCGUGGACGCGGUAAAGGCGGCUACGCCGAACAAGGUGGACAUUACCAGCGUCGUUCCCGUAUGAACUGCAAAGGUAUCGUACUAGUAGCAAUUGCAAUACAAAUUAGCUCAGCAUGACAAAGGGAGUUUGUCAUGCUGUUUUGCCUUGCGAUUGAGAUUUGUAAUGCAUGACUGCGAUUACUACGAGUGCGAUACUUUUGCACAGGAUACCCCGACGACGUCUGGAAACGAAUCUCCACGAAGGUGCACGGCCGAAGGUCAUCUUAUGCCUUGCAAAUAUGUCUGGGUCUGGACCAUUGAAACUUGUGAUGCGAAGUCUACUACACUGUGAAAAACUACUGUGUUGCAACAUGAUUGCCAAAUUUAAAGUCGUCCACUUUUGACCAUAUGUUGCGAAGUAGAGGUUUUUUCUCGUGCAGGAUAUUAGGCAUGAGAAAGAUCUCACUGAAUCUGUCAUGCUAUGGAAGCUACAGCCCAGACCUGCCAACAUGGGUCGUCAUGGAGUACUAAAAUCUGCAUGACAAAAAUCUUCCAGCGGUGGAUCCAGACACGACAUUAUAUUUGCAAUUGAUACAUCUUCCGGCGCCGCGGCCCACGUGGACAACACCGGGAGUGUGCGCGGCCUUCCCAGUGCGCAUAUAACCGGGAGUAGUGCGGAUGUCGCAGCAGGAGCUGCACCUAAGAAGUCACACUUUGACACGGUGGAGGAGGAGCAGCAGCGAAACCUCGCGAGAUUGAGGGCAGCGACGGAGCGGAAAAAGGAGGAGAUACGGCUUCAACAGGAGCUAGAUGAGCUGAAUGAACGUGCAGAGAAACAGCGCCAGGAGCGCGAAGAGAAGGCCCGCCAGAAAAAGGAACGAGAAAGGGAGGAAAAAGCCGCGGCGAAGGAGCGGAAACGGCAGGCGAAGAGAGAGAGGAAACUACUACGAGCGGCUAAUAUCGAAGCAGGCGCAGGAACAUCAAACAAGUCCAGGUCGCGGGAGAGGGGAAGCACUAGCAAAACGGGGUCGAAGAAUCAGGAUUGGAACGACAGUCCCGUGAAAAUGGUCGGG